Molecule: messenger RNA, 2012 nt
Organism: Solanum dulcamara
Lineage: Eukaryota; Viridiplantae; Streptophyta; Magnoliopsida; Solanales; Solanaceae
Product: protein DETOXIFICATION 2-like
Exons: 7
Coding region: 385-1818 (477 amino acids)
Biological process (GO): xenobiotic detoxification by transmembrane export across the plasma membrane
Cellular component (GO): membrane
Molecular function (GO): xenobiotic transmembrane transporter activity; antiporter activity
Source: RefSeq, a predicted model, not a curated record
UCGUCUGGCCCUUUCUAUCACUUGUCUAAAAAAUAAAAAAUAGAAAUAAAUUCUAAUUUCUUUCCUAUGUUGCCGCUACACAGACACCACAUUAAACAUCGUGAUUUGCAAAUCAUCUUAAAUGGUUUGUUUAAACUCGAUUGAGUCAUCAAAUAGCAGACUUUUGAUUAAAUAACCUUAUGUGUCUAGAGCAUUAAUUGAUGGCAUAACUAAUACCAUUAUAUUAUUAAUUGUACAAUACAAUUUUAAACAAAUUGAAAGGGACUAUAGAUGUGACACUUGAUACAAAGAACUUAUGAGUUGGUAUCUACAGUCCAAUUGAAAUCACAGCAGCUGCAGCAUAUAUCUGUAGCUAGUUUAACAAAUUUAAUCAAGGCUGAAUCCAUGGAAGAUCAGUUGCUGGAAAAUGGAGGGAAUAGAAGAUGGAUAAUAACAACGGAAUGGGAAACUUACUGUCAAGAACUGAAGAAGUUGAGCUAUAUAGCAGCACCAAUGGUGGCAGUUUCAGUGUUGCAGUAUCUAUUGCAAGUUGUAUCCAUGAUGAUGGUGGGACAUCUUGACCAGAUUUCACUCUCAAGUGUUGCUAUUGCUACUUCUAUAACCAACGUUACCGGCUUCUCUCUUCUUUCAGGGUUGGUUGGUGGUUUGGAGACUCUGAGUGGGCAAGCAUAUGGCGCAACUCAAUGGCAGAAAGUCGGUACUUAUACUUACAGUGCAAUAAUAUCUCUAUUUCUUGUGUGCAUCCCAAUCAGUAUCUUGUGGCUCUUCAUGGACAAGCUGCUCAUUUUAAUGGGACAAGACCCUGUAAUUUCAGUUGAAGCUUCUAACUACUCUAUUUGGCUUAUCCCUGCACUCUUUGGAGGUGCAGUUCUUAGGCCCCUAUUCAGAUAUUUGCUGAUUCAAAGUUUGAUUAUUCCAAUACUCCUAAGCGCCUUUCUGGUUUUAUGUCUCCACAUAUCUCUAUCCUGGCUUUUCAUAUUUCAGUUGGGACUAGGAAAAUCAGGUGCAGCUAUAGCCUUUAGUUUUUCAAUCUGGACUUUUGUAGCAUUACUUGUGUUUUACAUCAGUCGAUCGAAUUCUUGUGAGAGGACUCGAACUCGCCUGAAUAAAGAUGCCUUCCUUGCUAUCGGACAAUUCUUUCGUUAUGCAACUCCAUCCGCUUUAAUGGUUUGCCUUAAAUGGUGGUCACUUGAGGUGCUUACUUUGCUAUCUGGCCUUUUACCAAAUCCAAAACUUGAAACAUCAGUACUAUCAAUAUGCUUAACAAUUUCUGCAUUGCAUUUUGCUGUACCUUAUGGAUUGGGAACUGGUGCGAGCACGAGGGUGUCAAAUGAAUUGGGAUCUGGUAAUCCUCAGAAGGCUCUAGUGGCAGUUAGAGUUGCAAUGUUUCUUGCAGUUGCAGAGACAGUAGUGGCAAGCACAGUAACAUUCUUAUGCCGCGGAGUUUUGGGUAAAGCCUAUAGCAAUGAUCAACAAGUGGUGGAUUAUGUUGCUGCAAUUACCCCUUUUCUGUGUCUGACAAUCAUCACAGAUAGCUUACAAGCAGUCAUCUGUGGAGUAGCUAGAGGAAGUGGAUGGCAGAUAAUUGGUGCAUAUGUGAAUCUAGGAGCAUUCUAUCUAGUUGGAAUCCCAGUUGCUGUUGUACUGUGUUUCCUUGUAAAUCUGAAAGCGAAGGGCCUAUGGAUUGGACUAUUGGUUGGUUCUGUAAUACAAGCAACUAGUCUUUCUCUCAUACUAGCUUUCACUGAUUGGCAAAAACAGGCAAUAAAGGCUAAGAAGAGGAUAUCAGAAAGGAGAUCAUCAGAAGAGAAUGAUUAACCCAAGACUUCAAAUUUAUUACUCCACCAUUUUAGUUUCUUAAGUGUUUUACUGAGUUCCUUGUUAUGUCUCUGUUAAAUUAUUAUUUCGUCUGCCUCCCUCGCCUAAGAUAUUUGUGCUGGGGCUGUAGGAAACACGUACUGGCAUUUCAUAUUUAUACCAAUCUACAUUAGUUAUGACUAAGUAAUGAAUGG